UAAUGUUUUAUGCUUUUAUUUAUAUCAACAGCUUCUGCAAAUGAAACUGCACUUCAGAAUAUGACAGAAUUGCUGCUGUCAUCGACCUCGCAUGAAUCAAUAGAUUCUUCUGUGACUCAAGCUGAUCCCAACAUACCACACCUUCCUGAACAAGUUGCCUCUUCUGUUUCAGUUAUUGAUACCUUUGAUCAGUAUGUCACAACUGUUGUUGGGUUAGGGACAUACUUUGGUUCUCGGGUGAUGACCAAGCAUGGGAUCCUGUUCAACAAUCACCUGGCCAACAUGUUACCUCACACCCAUCAAGAAGACAACCAACACUCUCAUGCUCGACCUCUCACCUCGUACACUCCACUCAUUAUUACUGAUUCAAGACAGGUGUGUGGGAGAAGAGUUGUACUGGCCGCCCCGGAGGUUGGUGCAGCAGUCCAGGUAGUAGCACAAGUGGUGUUUCGAGAUAAUGACUUAACGCAGGCUAUUGAACAGCCCAGAAUUACAGUAAAGCUGGAUAACAAUCAAGUGUUUGUGGAAGAUCUACGAAGUGCUGAUCGUAUUCCUGGUUUAGUUCGGAACAAGUUGGGUGAAAUGAACUAUACCUUCAAAGCACUUGACUUGCCAUAUGCCAGCGUAAAUGGCAUUGCUAAAGUUAGAGAUACACUAGUGUCGUGGUCAGAUGCCCGUGGUGGGGGAGUAGCACACCGACUGGAGCCUGCCCCCAAAGAAAUUGGCAAUGUCACCAGUGAUUCAUGAGUAAUUCAAUAAACUUUUUAUGUUUUUGCUAAUAGUUUUUCUUUAGAUUAUUUACAGUAUUUUAUAUAUAUUCUUUUAAGUGGUUAUGAGUUUUAGAUGUGCAGUAAGCCUCUACAUUCUGUUUGUCCAGGCACCAUAUUACCAAUACAUCACAGUUGAAAUUUUGUAUCGUAUUUCCUUCUUUUGAUGUAAAUGAUCAUUUUUUUCACCAUCUGUAUAUUUUUAAUAAACCAUUUUGGAUAUCUGAAUUAUGAAAAACAUUUGUUGCUCAAUCAUUUUUUUACCAAAUGCACUCAUACUUCACGUAUGCCUUGUAUUAUUAAGGUUGAAAUAAAGUAUUUAUUCUUU
Molecule: messenger RNA, 1095 nt
Organism: Cherax quadricarinatus
Lineage: Eukaryota; Metazoa; Arthropoda; Malacostraca; Decapoda; Parastacidae
Source: RefSeq, a predicted model, not a curated record